Messenger RNA from Arabis nemorensis, 549 nucleotides. Lineage: Eukaryota; Viridiplantae; Streptophyta; Magnoliopsida; Brassicales; Brassicaceae. The record is from the annotation of a GenBank genome assembly.
AUGGCUGCUUUCACUUGUACUUCUCGUCCUCCGAUUUCUCUCCGGUCAGAGAUGAGGAUCGUCGCAUCGUCGUCACCGACGGUUUCGCUCUCUACUCGACAGAUGUUCUCCGUGUUACCGGAAUCGGGAGGAUUGAGGACUCGUGUUUCUUUGUCUUCGGUCUCGAAGAAUUCUAGGGUUUCUCGAUUACGAAGAGGCGUUAUCUGUGAAGCUCAGGAAACCGCUACUGGGAUUCCAAUAGUCGAUGAUACGACAUGGGAGUCUCUAGUUCUCAAGGCUGAUGAGCCUGUUCUUGUGGACUUUUGGGCACCAUGGUGUGGACCUUGCAAAAUGAUAGACCCUAUUGUGAAUGAAUUAGCACAACAGUACACAGGAAAGGUCAAGUUCUACAAACUAAACACCGAUGAUUCUCCUGCAACACCGAGCAAGUACGGUGUUAGAAGCAUCCCAACUUUCAUGAUCUUUGUUAACGGAGAGAAGAAGGAUACGAUCAUUGGCGCAGUGCCUAAAACCACAUUAGCAUCGAGCAUCGACAAAUUCUUUCAGUGA